UUUAUUUCCUCCUCUUUACAGAGAUCGAGAGUUACUUUCUCUUUCACUCAGUGUGCUAAUAUUCUUUAUUUCUUUUAGUUUUGGUGUAUUCGUUAACUUAUAUUGUCAUUAACUAUGUUUCGUAUUCUUCUUACUUGAGUUCAUACACAGAACAAACUGUUUUCAGAUCAUUAUCUCGUUCAUUUUGGCGAAUUCAGGCUCGUUUUUUCUGGGCCCAUGUAAAUGUAUAAAUACAUGUAUUUUUCAGUGGUGAAAAUGAAAAAACUCUGUAUUUUGUUCGCUGUAAUUUUGCUUGUUGAUGGUGUGUCUGCAGGUUAUGACCAAAUGUUGGUGUCAGUGAACGUGGGAGAUUCCCUCACUCUACACACUGGUUAUAUAAGAAAACAAGACGACAAGAUGAGAUGGUAUUUUAAAGACACUCGUAUAGCUCUAAUCAAUGGAAAUGUCAUUAAGAUCUGUACUGAUGUACAAUGUGAUGAGACAUUCAGAGACAGACUGCAGCUGAACACUCAGACUGGAGAUCUUACCAUCACAAACAUCACAACUGAGCACACUGGAAUGUAUCACCUACAGAUUAUCAAUUUAGGCUUCAGUGAGAAAAUCUUCAAUUUAUCUGUCCAAGUUGGUGUGCCUUGGGCCGAUAGAAUGAAGAAAGUGAAUGAGGGAGAGUCUGUCUCUUUAGAUUCUGGUGUAACUAAAAAACAAAAUGACUCGAUCACAUGGUAUUUUAAUGGUAUUCGCAUAGCUCAAAUCAAUGGGAAUACCAGUGAGGCCUGUACAGAUGUGCAGUGUGAUAUUGAAAAUGAGAGAUUGCGAGACCGAUUGAAGCUGAAUGAUCGGACUGGAUCUCUUACCAUCACAAACGCCAGAAUCACAGACACUGGAGGAUAUCAACUAGAGAUCAGCAGCAGCAUCAGCUUCAGCAAGUAUGCAUGA
Myxocyprinus asiaticus (Chinese sucker) is the source of this 936-nucleotide messenger RNA. RefSeq lists its product as uncharacterized. The transcript has 4 exons. NCBI's taxonomy places the organism in Eukaryota, Metazoa, Chordata, Actinopteri, Cypriniformes, Catostomidae. The record is from RefSeq and is a predicted model, not a curated record. Bases 223 to 936 code for a protein of 237 amino acids.